UCUGCUCGGGGGUCUAGUCUCAGUCUUCAGUGGGCCGCGAACGCGAAUGAUGUGCGCCGAGGGCCGCGAUUCGAGUCGGUGUAAAUAGGGAACGCCUUCAAGGUCUUGGGGACAGAUUUCGUCAAUCGGCAGAGACAGAGGCUUUGAUUGUUUGGCGCCAUGUGCUGUUGGUGUGCACGAGUCUACUGGACGGUUCUGCACAACCUUUUUGCCCGCUUCCUCGGCAGUAUCGAAGAGCAGAACUGCUGCCGCUGCUGCGCCGGGUACCAGCGUCAGGCGAGUGAUGACGAUGACGUCGAUGUCGAUGUAGGCAAACAAGUUUCCGAUACUGAUGACGAACCACAGCAGCAGCCCAAGCGCGAUUAUGUCAUUUCGGAUGAUACAGAGGCAAACUAUUCGGAAAUCGAGGAGCACAACAUCGAGACUGAGGCCUACUACUUCACAGUGGACCGUCCCAUUGCUGAGAGAAUGCUGGCCGGAAGGGAGGACGGUGCUUGCCUUGUGCGACCUUUCAAGACCACCGACGUCUGUAUUAAAUACAUCGUGAGUAUCUGCGUCGGCGAACAGUUUUACCAUCUGUUCGUGCGACAGAUAGACAGGAGGCAACGCUUCGCCAUAGGACAGAAGAAGCUCCACGAGCGGAUCUUUGCCUCUCCCCGCGACAUCGUCGACUUCUAUUCCGAGCACCCACUGCUCUGCACCAAUAAAAGCCAGAGUCAGUGCGUUCGUCUGACGCCUAUCAGCUAUGCUUAGAUAGAGUUAAUCUUUAUUAAGUAAGAGUUGAAAUAUGUACAAAUUGUGUAAAAGUAUCUUAAGAUAAGUUGGGUAUGGUUUGU
Molecule: messenger RNA, 836 nt
Organism: Drosophila persimilis
Lineage: Eukaryota; Metazoa; Arthropoda; Insecta; Diptera; Drosophilidae
Exons: 2
Coding region: 160-753 (197 amino acids)
Biological process (GO): cell surface receptor protein tyrosine kinase signaling pathway; intracellular signal transduction
Source: RefSeq, a predicted model, not a curated record